AUGGAACGCAAGCCGCUUGGAGGGUGCGGGAUUGGAGGUGGCGGCAAACCAUAUCGGAAACUGUGGGAGUGGGUGGACGGUAGCGACGGGAUAAGAGUGGUGGUGGCGGCAGCGGCAGUGCGGAAAGGGGUACAGGAGGGUAAGCGCAAAAAAUUGCCGGCGGCAGCGGCGGCGAGGACGGAGGGCCGAAGGACAGGCAAGAAGGCGGCGGCGGCUGCGGUGAACGGGAAAGGAAAGCGGAAAUCGGAAGAAGAAAGGGGUCGUCCAUCGGAUGUUUGCUCGACGUGUCAUGAGGUUCCUAGGAAGCUGGGGAAUCGCCAAACAAACGGGAUUUCCGGUGAACGAUGCUGUGAACGAAGAAAGCGGAAAGGAGGCAAAUGCGACAAGGGAAGUGACGACGAAGAAAAUAAACAAGAAAGACGACGAAAUGCGAAGGAUAUUGCGAAUAAGGGGAUUCUUCGAAGAGUCCUAUCUGAUGGCGGUAUCGCCAAAAGCGUCUUCCUGCUGGCGCUUCUCUGCGCCCAGUGCUGCCUGGCAGGUACCGAAGCUCUGGCCGGCACUCAAAAGUACUGUACCAGAACAAUUAAAACGCGAUACGGUAUCCUGCGCGGCAUCGAGGCUAGAUCGUCGACGGCCGUCGAGACUUAUUACGGCGUGCCGUACGCGACGCCGCCACUCGGAGCGCUACGUUAUAUGCCGCCGGUUACCCCGACACCUUGGCGCGGCAUCAAGUUCGCCGAUACCAUGCCGCCAGCCUGUCCGCAGCGGCCACCGGUAUUGGACGAGAGCUUGCCGUGGCAGAGACAGGCCUACCUCAAAAGGCUGGUGCCACUACUGGCCAAUCAGAGCGAAGACUGCUUGUAUUUGAACCUCUAUGUGCCCAAAGCUCCUCAUGAAACCAGGAGAUGUGGUAGAAUGUUCUCUAAUGUUGCAGGUAGUAUCGCGGACUCGCUACCCGCUCUCCUUCUUAUUCAUGGCGAUUCAUAUUCGUGGGGCGCCGGAAAUUCAUUUGACGGAACCGCCCUGGCUGCUCACGGACGCCUUAUUGUCGUCUCUAUCAAUUUUCGUCUUGGUGUGCUUGGCUUCCUGAAAACCGGUUCGAAAGGGAGCGCGCAGGGCAAUUAUGGAUUGAUGGAUUUGGUGGCGGGGCUUCAUUGGCUGCGCGAGAAUCUUGGAGCUUUCGGUGGCGAUCCUGAGCGACUGGCGUUGUUGGGCCACGGCACCGGGGCGGCUCUCGCCAAUUUUUUAGCCGUCUCUCCUAUGGCGAAAGAGCUGAUCGGGAGGGUGAUUUUGCUCGGUGGUUCGGCCCUCUCGCCAUGGGCGGUGCAGCGAGAUCCGCUGAUGGUGAAGCGUCGCGUCGCCGAGGAGAUCGAAUGUCCCGGUGACGUUGAGGCCGACGAUAUCGCACCGUGCCUUCGUUUAAAGAGCGUGAAGGAGCUAUUGGCGGUGCCGCUGGAUCCGCCAAGAUUUACUUCCGGAUUUGCACCUUUCGUCGAUGGGACUGUUCUGCCACCGACACCUACUGCCUCUUCUUCGGGAUUAAUGCCGAUCGUGCCCGGGCCCGGCACUGAAUUCGCGGACUUCGGCAACCGUGAUUUACUUUUUGGUUUGACAUCCGAUGAAGCUUGGGUGAAUCUCACCAAGGAAGAUUUACAGAACGGCUUGAACGAGACGAGGAGGGACCGUAUAUUGCGCACUUACGUCCGGAAUACCUACCGGUAUCAUUUGCAUGAAAUCUAUUCGACUCUUCGGAACGAGUAUACCGAUUGGGAGCGAGGCGAACAGAGUCCCGUGGCGAUCUGCGAAGGUCUCUUAUCUCUCCUCGGAGACGGUCAAGUCGCCGCGCCACUCCUCAGACUGGCUUUACUGCAUUCGGCUUCGGAGGGACGUGGCUAUUUCCUGCAUUUCCAGCCGGGUGAACUGCCGAGCCAGAGGGGCGAGGAGAUACCAUAUCUCCUGGGUAUACCUCUUCUUCGCGGCGAAGUCACGUCCGCGGUGCCUACCUUUGGCAACUACACCCCAGCCGACGAGAAUCUGUCGAAACUACUUGUACACUACCUGGCUAACUUCGUGAGGCGUGGGGAUCCAAAUGGCGCGAGUCCUUUGUCCUCGGGAUUGGAAAACGGCCUGGUGACGAGUCCGCCGUUUUGGGACUCGUACGAUUCCAUAAAUCAACUCUAUUUGGAAGCCGCUCACAGCCCGGAGAUGCGUUCGCACUACAGAGGCCACAAGAUGUCCCUCUGGCUGAAUCUGCUGCCGCAACUGCACCGGCCGGGUUACGAGCUCAAUAUGCGGCACCAUCAUCUCGCGGAGAACCCUGGUCUCUACGAGGGUCCGGUGCGUCCACAGAGUACGGCCGUGCCUAUACCAGCACCUCCGUUACCAAUGCCAUCACCCACGGAACCCUCCUCGAUACUGACUGCGCUAUCGACUACGGAAUGCACCCCGAAUGCAACUGUCGCGACGACUAUCACACCUACCACUUCGCGAACAUUGCAGAUCUCGAAUCUAGGUCCGGGCCCGAACAACCUCCUGCGCAAACUUGCGUCCAGUCAUUAUCAGAGCUAUACCACGGCUCUUACAGUCACUAUCGCAGUGGGUGUGUUCUUGCUGCUGCUCAACAUCCUAAUUUUUGCGGGGAUAUAUCACCAACGCGACCGGAACACAACUAGUGGCGGUCUUUCGGGCACUUUUAGCAACAAGAAGAAGGAGGAGUUCCUAGAGGCUGGUUGCUCCGGCAUAGAUACUUCGGGCAAACAGCGAUUACCGUCUUCCAUGAGCAUGAUAGACUCGUCAUCGUCGAUGCUGCCACCGCACAAGGCGAAGCUCGUGCAGGAGCUCGAGUUACAAUUGCAGGAGUUUCAGUGCUCACCACCCCCCGGCGGUGGUAAACGGAUCCUGGAACCACCAUCCUAUAGUAAGAGUCCGUGUAUUCAGCGGACCCGCACGCCGUCGCCCUGUGUAGACGCCACUAUCGCCCAGAUGGAUGAAGUCAACAUCAGCGGUCUUCAUCAUGACAGCGAAGACGAUAACGAGGACCUGCCGGAACCACCGCCCCCGCCCAAGGCUCCAGCACCAAAUAUCGGUCUCACAUGCCCUGGAAUUCUGCGCCAACCCGGGACACCUGGUAGCGCGAAGAAGCGCGUGCAAAUUCAAGAGAUCUCCGUGUGAUAGAGUGCGGGAUCCCGGUCUCUCGAGAUCUUUGAUGCUGGAGGGUGUGGUUCGUGAACGAGGCACGACGAGAGGACAGCAUCGAGAUCGAGUGUAUAGAUGAGGGGCGUCUUUGAACUCUGAUUAUUAUCGGGAAUACACUUUCCAAGACGCGAGAGUCACGAUCUUCUAAGUCAUUGUCGAAGCGAAUUUCGUUCCUCAUAAUCUCGUGAGAUUAUUACUUCCUUGUAUUCCGUUUUUGAGGAUAAAUCGCACGUUCUCGCGCUCACAUGUUCAUUGAGUUCGAUUAACUUGUGUGAGAUGAAAGCGCGAUCCUUUUGGCGGAAACGUUUGGCAGCCGUGUUAAUAUAAAUUCUCUUCUCAAAACUGUUCUUGCUCUUAGAACUUAUUACAGACUGUUAAACACUACAGAAACGCAUUCAAGCUUAUCCUUGUUGUUUGAAUGAUUCUCAUGAGAAAUGGAUGCCAACGUACAUAGUAUUUCGCGAUUGAAGAAAAUGAAACAUUUUUUAUUCGCUCCGAACGGAGUUGUACAGUGCCGUGUGUGUGCCCAUAUACAAGUCAGCAUUGAAAGUGUGUUUUAUUUCGAGGGAUUUUGUACCGAUUUCUUCGGUUGGUGAUCCACAUCGUGUAACACAAUUUGGUGAACGCACAAAACGGGCACGUAAACACAUAAGAGAAUAUACAGGAGGUUCGUAGUAGUCCCUUUGUACCCUGAGAUGUGAAUCUUCGUUCAUCCAUUAGGGACGGCAACGUCUGGCGCUUGAAAUUCACGGAUCGACCGACCUUAGUUCACUGACUUUUCAGACGGGUCUGGCGGUCGUUGCGGCGCAAGUGUCGCGUAAACGGGGGAUUGACGUAAUCUCAGGAAUAAAAUGAAUGCUAAAGACAUCUUGCCACAAGUAUACACGAUGUCCGUCAUGAUACUCGGGCUAAUUCA
Atta colombica is the source of this 4111-nucleotide messenger RNA. RefSeq names its product neuroligin-1-like. The transcript has 10 exons. Gene Ontology annotation, biological process: postsynaptic membrane assembly; modulation of chemical synaptic transmission; neuron cell-cell adhesion. Lineage: Eukaryota; Metazoa; Arthropoda; Insecta; Hymenoptera; Formicidae. The record is from RefSeq and is a predicted model, not a curated record. Bases 1 to 3171 code for a protein of 1056 amino acids. Gene Ontology annotation, cellular component: postsynaptic membrane; synapse; cell surface. Gene Ontology annotation, molecular function: neurexin family protein binding; signaling receptor activity.